Molecule: messenger RNA, 3516 nt
Organism: Penicillium pulvis
Lineage: Eukaryota; Fungi; Ascomycota; Eurotiomycetes; Eurotiales; Aspergillaceae
Product: putative nuclear pore complex subunit Nup85
Exons: 3
Coding region: 1-3516 (1171 amino acids)
Biological process (GO): mRNA export from nucleus; protein import into nucleus; positive regulation of DNA-templated transcription
Cellular component (GO): nuclear pore outer ring
Molecular function (GO): structural constituent of nuclear pore
Source: RefSeq, a predicted model, not a curated record
AUGACUUUCAAGGUCCCCUACGAUUACGAGUCCAGUCCCCCUUCGACCCCCGACAAGUCGAAGGGACAAAGCUUCUGGAGUAAUAUCUCCACAACACCCGCCGGCCCGCCACCCUCAAGCACAAACUCGUUCACGCCGCAAGGCCAGCCGCACUCCACCGCGUUCAAUACCUCUCAGCUCGACCAAUCGAGGACCGAACACUCCAACUCCCUGUUCACCAAAUCUGGAGGCUUCAACACCAAUGACAGCAUCUUUGGUUCCUCGUUCGGGUCGACCGACUUCGCGAUGCCCAAGAAAACCCAGCCGAAAGCUAACACCUUCACGGCACAGUCUCGCUUUACUUCUGCGACAAACGGGAGUGCUUUUGGUCAGUCGAUGAACUUUGGACAGUCAAAUGGAUACAAGUCGUCCAGGUUGAGCGAGUACCAUGAGGAGUACGACGACGAAGCGGAAAUGGAGCCCGAGGAGGAAGUUGAGGAAGAUGCGGAAGGUGAUAUGGAUAUCAGCACCCGUGAACCGGCUAGCCGCCUGAGCUUUUUGGAUUCAACAUUCGGAAAUCCGUUGUCGACACAGCCGCUGCCUACAAAGACGUUUCCCCAGCAGAUGUUCACCACGCAGCAACAGCCGACCCAGACCCAGCCACAGCCACAGCAACCGUCGCUCCUUUUCGGCCAACAGCGCAAAUCCAUCUAUUCAAACCCCGUCGAUGCUAAGCGCCCGAGGCUGGAUGAACAAUGGGCAAACCAGUCACCUCUCCGCAAGACGAAAUUAUCCCCCAAGAAAGCAUCGGCCAUGCCCUCGAUCCUACACAACCUCGCUUCCAGAACACGGGUCCCUCCGCCGGUCAAUGAGCCCGCUGAUAUGAUCAUUAAUACAGAGGAUACACUUGGUCGCUUGUGGGACGAGAUUAGAGACAAUCAGUACGCGCACCUUGAUCUUGAUUCGAUCCUGUCUUACACUGCCAAUAAGCUGGCAGCCACCUGGGACAUCUGUGCAGACCGUAGCGGCAUCACUAGACCCUACGGUGCCGGGUCCAAGAUUGGCCCGGGAGAACAGGCUCCUAAUUUGGUCAAGGCUAGCUUCCUUGCCUCAUUGCUACUUCAAAUCCACCACCCCUCUCGUGCCUCUGCCCCAAUCGCCAGCGCCUCCAACCCCAUGUCCCGUGGCGCACCCAACAGUAUGGUUAAGGCCAUGCAGCGAGCCAGCGUCGCGACCCCGUUACCUCAGAUUUUACUGGAUUGGCUGAACGGGAACCACGCAUCCCGAACAAAUGACCUCCAGGCUUUGCGGCAUGUGGAGCCAAACCCAACUGCUUCUUCUAACUUCUGGGACAUCAUCAAUGCUGCCGUUCUUCGUGGUCGGUUUGCAGAGGCUGCGGAAACUCUGCGCUCGGCCGAUUUCAACUACGCCCGAUCAGCCCUGGAGGAUGGUCUGCCCCAGCCAGGUUACCGCGGCGUCCAGCUGCAGAACAUACAGCGCUGUGUAAACAAAGCCUUGCAGGUUUUGGACUUUUGCCCCGGAUUCCAAGACGAUGACUGGAAUAUCACGGGUCCGGACUGGACACAGUACCGGAAGCGGGUCCUCGCAGCAGUCAAUGAUCUUGAAGAGUUUGCCGAGGGCGGCGAGAAAGAUCAAGCCGACGUCCCUGUGCAGGAGAACAAGUUCCAGGCCAUCAACUUUGGCCUUGCCAACUUUAACCCAAACCCGGUCAGUUUCACACAAUCUGCGCGGAUGGCCGAAAGCCGCGUACCGUGGACUAUCUACCAGAAUAUUCGAUCCCUAUACCGAAUUAUUCUUGGUGACACCACAACUAUUAAGGCCUACUCUCAAGACUGGGUGGAGGCCACCAUUGGGCUGACCGCGUGGUGGGAUGGUGAAGACGACGAUGGGGUGCCGAAUCUAGAUCUUCGCGCAAGCACUUCCAGCAACGACUUCCAGCGUCCCCGCGGAUCUAAAAACCAUCGAGCGGUAGACCGCAACACGCGUGAUGCGUACCUUCGGCGCCUCGAUUUGGCUUUUAGCAGCGCAACGAAUGAGCCUUCUGAUGAUACCGGCUUCCGGGUGAACACUAUGAGCAGCUUGGAGGUUGGAUUAGCCUCUGUCUUCGAGGGUAAUGUGCAGGGUGCCCUUGAGCUCAUACAAACUUGGUCCCUCUGCGUCGCGGCUGCUGUCACCGAAGUUGCCAGUCUUGGUGGAUGGUUUGAGGCUGGCGCCUCCAAGAAGAUGCCCGGUCUGAGCGAGCACGACUUGAUGGUCCUUUCGUAUGGACAAGACAGCCGGCCACCCGUUGAGAGUCUUCAGAAGGACGAUAUCCUCCGCAACUAUGCAUUUGGCUUGAAUGACCGUGGUUCAAUCGAGAACGAGACCGGUGCUCGUCAAGGCUGGGAAAUGGCGUUGGAAGUCCUCACCCGAGUUGAUGAUACGGAGAUGAUGAAAAAGGCCGUGUCAGAAGUCGUGAAUCGUCUGCCAUUGGAAGACCUUGCCCAGCUGGACCGAUUGGUCAUGCUGCUCUCUGAUCUAGGUCUGGAGGAGGAAGGACGGCGGGUUUCUGAGCGAUUCGGUGACCAGAUCACCUCUUCCGAGGAUUCCCACUCCUCGGAAUUUGGUCUUGCUCUCGUCUGCUAUGCCCGUUCUCACAAUCAGCGCAAGGUCAAGUCCGUCGUGGAUCUGUUGAUUUCUUACAGUCUUGUGCAUUCACGUGCCUUCCCGGCCGCCGCUGAUUUGGAUAGUCAGCUUUGGUCCUUGAUCAAAGACCCCAAGGUCUGCCUGUCUUCCAUUGCCUCUGUCGAUGAGGAGGCUGCCCGGAUCUUGCAGUUCCACAUCAGUGGAUAUGCCACUCUGCGCCGAUUUUACGAGAUUCGAGACGAGGCCGUGGAGUUACAGGAUGGCCAGCGGCCCAGAUUCAAGCCCCUGGCCCGCCGUCGCAUGGCCGCCAAGGCCCUUACGGCCGUCAUCAGCAGUGCGGCCGACAACAUCUAUGGAGGAUUGUACGACCCUGCUCGUGACUCGGCUGUGCAGGUGGAUGGACUGCUGGCCCUUCUUGGGGAGGCCUUGGUAUUUGUGAACCAACCAACACCGAUUCUUUCGGUCUCUCAACAAUUCACCAUUCUGUCAGCCAUUGAGGAUAUUGAGACGGUGACUCCUCGGGUCUUUGCGCAAUGCGAGGAAUGCUUCCGAUCCACCUUGCUGGAAUAUUACGCCGCUGGGCGCAGUUCUAGUGAAUUCGCACCGCCUUCUCCCCGCGAGUUACUGAAAAAAUCAGUAUCGGCAAUGUCGGGAUCAACCUUCUCCCUCAUCGGGAAUGAUAUGCUUGAGUCAGCUCGUAACGGUGGGCCUGCCUCGGCUGGUAGCUCAGGAGUCCUUGUGCCCCAUCCCGGUGACAAGGAUGCGGGCCGCGCGCGCGGAUGGGACUGGCGAGUGGGACUUUCCGAAGCUACAAAGGGUGAGGAUGUACUUCGGAUGUUGCGAACAGGUUUGGCACGAGGCCUGAGUUAUGGUGCAUUGGGGUCGGUUUAG